AUGGCGUCAAGAGGGGAAAAGGCUUGCAUGUUGUACACAUAUGAUUGCAAAUUUCUUAUGUUUUCUACAUGUACAAUCACUAAAGCCGGCAUUGGAGGGCCCCUUCUUGAUUUUGAUGGAAAUAUUGUUGGCAUGAACUUCUACGACAACUACGCAAGUGGAACCCCGUUCCUACCAUGGGACGUGAUCCUCAAUGUCCUGGGACAUUUUAAGAAGAAAAGGACCGUUGAUGAAGCUGGCCUUGAUGAUUAUGCAUCUACUAAGCUUGACUGGACUAUUGCUGGUGAUCGCAGUGUCAUGCUUAAUAGUUGGCAUGUGCCCUUGCCGACUUGGUAUCAUCCUGAUGAUCUGAAAAGGCAUGACUACAAAAUGGAACUAGAAAAUGCCGGCACUGGAGGGCCCCUUCUUGAUUUUGACGGGAAAUUUGUUGGCAUGAACUUCUAUGACAAGACCAUUGAUGAAGCUGGCCUUGAUGAUUAUGCAUCCAAUAAGCUUGACUGGACUAUUGCUGGUGAUCGCAGUGUCAAAUUUAAUAGAUGGCCUGUGCCCUUGCCGACUUGGUAUCGUCCUGAUGGUCUGAAAAGGCAUGACUACAAAAUGGAACUAAAAAAUGUGAGGUCCCGCAAAAUAUUCUUGUGA
Molecule: messenger RNA, 639 nt
Organism: Miscanthus lutarioriparius
Lineage: Eukaryota; Viridiplantae; Streptophyta; Magnoliopsida; Poales; Poaceae
Source: the annotation of a GenBank genome assembly